This is a messenger RNA of Schistocerca americana (American grasshopper), 767 nucleotides long. RefSeq names its product putative gamma-glutamylcyclotransferase CG2811. Lineage: Eukaryota; Metazoa; Arthropoda; Insecta; Orthoptera; Acrididae. Gene Ontology annotation, molecular function: gamma-glutamylaminecyclotransferase activity. The record is from RefSeq and is a predicted model, not a curated record. The transcript is spliced from 2 exons. The coding region runs from base 56 to 601 and encodes 181 amino acids.
UGCAACAGUACAGCAUGUGAUUGUGUUCAGUGUUGUGAAGAUGUCAUGUUAAGUCAUGCAUUUGGGAUUAGUGUUUACAACGGCGGUUAUCAAGAGCCGUCAAAUGGCAUUGCAUAAAGUGUUUGUGUACGGCACUCUUAAGAAAGGUGAACCGAAUCAUUUUUACUUUACAAAUAAAGCUAAUGGAUAUGCGAAAUUUAUCUCGGCUGCAGAAACAGUAAAACGCUAUCCGUUAAUCAUCGAUACGCAAUUUAACAUUCCGUUCCUCAUUCAUAAGGAAGGGGUAGGACACAAUGUUAUUGGUGAAGUUUAUGAAGUUGAUGAUUCUAUGCUGAAGGCUUUGGAUGGUUUAGAAAGUCAUCCAGACUUGUACUGUAGGUUGGAAGACCAUGUACGGAUUCUUAAUGUAAAAGAAGUGAGCAGUGAAAUGCAACCAGUUCUCAAAUGCUGGAUUUACUUCAUUCUAAACCUGGAGAAAGAUAUUGGAAGUUCAUUUCUCAGUGAAUAUCAUUCUGAAGGACCUCAUGGGAAAUCAUAUGUGAGAAGGGAAAAGAAUGUGGAUUAUACUGUACUAAAGCAUCAGUUGCAUUGCAAAGAAUGAUAUUUUGUGAUGAUCAUAAAAAUUGACAUGGGGUACAUACUGCAAUAGCCAUAAUAAAAUGUGUGCUUUAUGUACAGAUUAAAAACUGGAAGUAGUCUAUAUUUAUAAUUUCAUGUAAACUGUGUUCAGUACAGUCUGAGGGAGAAAUAAAAUGGCUGCACAUUUA